AUGAAUGGAAAUUGGUAUUCGUGGUCAAUAGGUUCAACUCCAAAUGAUUAUGUUUUGGCAUGGCGUCAUACUUAUAAUAUAUUAUUAAACACAGGUAUAGAUUCAACAAGACUUCAAUGGGUUUGGAGUGUAAAUCGUAAGGACUAUGGCCAAUAUACUGCAGAAGAAUAUUGGGUUGGAGAAAACUAUACACAUUGGCUAGGAAUUAAUGGAUUUAAUGGGGGUUCAAGUGCAAAUUGGAGUAAAUGGGAAUGGCCAAAUGAAAUUUUUGAUAAUAUGAUGGGUCGAUUACACAAGUUAUCAUCAACAAAACCAAUAUCUCUGAAUGCGUAUGCAACAGUCGGUGUACGAACAGGAAAUACUACAGAUGUGCAGUCAAAAAAUGAAUGGCUGCGCCAAAUGUGUAAUUAUGUAAAUAACAAUAAAAUUAAAAUGGCAUCCUAUAAUAAUGUUGAUGGACCUAACCAGGACAAUAUGGUAUUUGGUGGUACACACGGUGAUGUAAUUUGGAAUAAUUUUAAGGCAUAUUCAGCCUAUAGAAAUUGCUUACAGUCUAAUGAUUGGAUAGAACCAAACAUUACUAAUCCAAGACUCAUUACUGAUGAAUUAUUUGCUGGUAGAUUCUAA
Messenger RNA from Rotaria socialis, 627 nucleotides. The record is from the annotation of a GenBank genome assembly. NCBI's taxonomy places the organism in Eukaryota, Metazoa, Rotifera, Eurotatoria, Philodinida, Philodinidae.